This is a messenger RNA of Emiliania huxleyi CCMP1516, 723 nucleotides long. RefSeq names its product peptidyl-prolyl isomerase. The record is from RefSeq and is a predicted model, not a curated record. The transcript is spliced from 3 exons. Gene Ontology annotation, molecular function: peptidyl-prolyl cis-trans isomerase activity. Gene Ontology annotation, cellular component: intracellular membrane-bounded organelle. NCBI's taxonomy places the organism in Eukaryota, Haptophyta, Isochrysidales, Noelaerhabdaceae. Gene Ontology annotation, biological process: protein peptidyl-prolyl isomerization. Bases 1 to 723 code for a protein of 240 amino acids.
AUGGCUUUCAUGCGCGUGGAUCUCCUCGCCUCGGCGUUCGUGCUCGCCUCGGCGGCGAAGGACCCCAAGGUCACCAACAGGGUCUUCUUUGACAUCGAGAUCGAUGGCGAGCCGUCGGGCCGCAUCGUGAUGGGCCUCUAUGGCAAAACCGUGCCGAAGACGGUGGAGAACUUCCGCGCGCUGUGCACGGGCGAGAAGGGCACGGGCGAGAGCAGCAAGCCGCUUCACUACAAGGGUUCGGUCUUCCACCGCGUCAUCCCGCAAUUCAUGCUGCAGGGCGUCCAUCUACGGCGGAAGUUCCCCGACGAGAACUUCAAGCUCAAGCACACCGGCCUUUCGAUGCACGAUGGCCAACGCCGGCCCGGACACCAACGGCAGCCACAGUUCUUCAUCACCACCGUCGCGACUCGGUGGCUCGACGGCAGGCACGUCGUCUUCGGCAAGGUGAUCGAGGGCAUGGACAUCGUCAAGGCCGUCGAGGCUGUGGACACCGUGGAAGGCAACUGCCUCGACGGCGCAUCCGACAAAGUUAAAUUGUUCCGAGGCCGCUACAAGCAUGAGCCCGCCCUGCUUGCCAGCGGUGUUUUCAAGUUGGAGCAGAUCAUGUCUCUCUACACCAUCCCGCACGGCCCCGAAAUGGAAGCAGACGCCGAAAAGUACGCCAACGAGGCCUACUUCACCAUCGGCAUGCCUCUCAGCGAAUGUCUUUUGUAUUGCCGAUAA